Messenger RNA from Cotesia glomerata, 1587 nucleotides. Its product is annotated as UPF0472 protein C16orf72 homolog. The transcript is spliced from 5 exons. The coding region runs from base 613 to 1338 and encodes 241 amino acids. The record is from RefSeq and is a predicted model, not a curated record. NCBI's taxonomy places the organism in Eukaryota, Metazoa, Arthropoda, Insecta, Hymenoptera, Braconidae.
UUCGCAGAGAGCACACGGCAGUAGACAUUUGUUGGUUGGAAGAGUGAGUUCAUCGUUUGGAAUUUCAUCCGCCAUGCCAUAACGUUCCAUCAACUCGACCAACCAACUAACCAUACAUCUAGCCAAACACCAUCAUAAUUACCCCAUCUACUAGCAAUCUCUGCUCCAACGGGCACAUUUAUCCACCACUUACAAAUAAAUACUGCAUUAAUUACGAAAAAGUAACAGGAAUAAUUAAUCUAGUGUUGUGUGGUUGGUGUUUGUUUAAUACGUGAAAGACAAUAUCAUACAUACGUAUAUAUUGUGUACACAUACUUAUAUCCUAAUAUAAAUGUAUAUACAUGUGCAUACACGUAUAUAAAAGCACGAGAUUAAUUCUGUAAUGGCCGCGACCUGACCUUCAUCAUCAUCCGAGAUCUUAGCCCUCGUCAGUCUUUAAAAUAUACUUUUAAUUUAUAAAUAUCACUUUUUUUAUUCCGUUUUACAAUUAAGUACUUUUUCUAUUAAUAAUAAAAAUUACUGUAAUAAUAAUAAUAACAUAAAAUAUUUGGACUACUGGUUAAAAACAGCUUACAAUUUUCUAAGGACUUUCAAUAAAAAUAAUAAAUAAAAAUGAGUGAUGACCGCAGUGAUGAAGAUCAAAUUAUGGAUCUCUGGUACUCAAAUUGGGAACAACAGUGUAUUGCAACUAUUGAAUCAGAACCUGAUUAUGAGAGUCAAUUACACAACGAAAAGGAAAUUUAUUCCCAGCAAAUAUGGACGGGUUUUCAGACAACAGCUUCAGCCAUUGCUCAACUCUAUAAAGAUCGUACGCAAGGUGCAUCACUUUGGCUACCAUUUCAAACCGCUGCAGGAACAGUAACAUCUCUUUACAAAAAUUCGUUGGAUGGUAUGAGAAGAUGCAACGAAUUAGGAGUUGAUAUUGGGAGACAGAAGAGAAGUAAAGAAAUAAUGAAUUGGGCGAGGAAGAAAAGACGGAAUAUUAGACGUGAAGAUUUAUUGGCGUAUCUGGCUGGUAAACCACCACCACCACCUAGACCUCAUGCUCAUAGAAGCUCGCCGAAACCUCGUAUGAUGGUGUGUGGUUCCCCGCCAUCACAGAGUCCUGCGGCAAGUAUGGUUGUAACCCCAACUCCAGAACCAGUUGAUCAAGAUUCUGAACUUCAUACUUUUAGAGAAGCUAUUGCCUUAACCGGAUCACCAAUGUCCCGGCGUACUGGAAGACAAUCAGAGUUGUCAGCAUUCAUAAGCAGUGAGUUUGCUCGGCAUCACAAGCGACCGGCAUCACAUGACGUGGACAUGGGCUCACCUACGCACAAACGUUCACGCUUCAUGUAACGAAUUGUGUCGUUAUCAAAUAGCCUUUAAACCUUUCUACCCUUCAAUGUAUUGCUACAUUUUAAUUGAUUGAACAACAAAAAAAAUUACAAGAUCAACAACCACAACAACAGUCAUUACGGUCAUGUCAACAAAAACAACUUUUCCAUUUUAUUUGAUACUUCGAUCGCAACAUCAACGGAAAAAAAGUUAAGUAAUCAAGAGAUUGUUAAUUUUCACAAGUAAAUACAUUUUUGUUACUUACGAUGA